AUGCUUGGCAUGCCCGUAACAGUUUUACAGAAGCUUAGGGAAGCUGAGCUCUGUGCCUCGAUCAGUAAGACAUCCUUCCAUGUCCGAGAAGUAGAAUACCUAGGCUAUCACAUCUCGGAAGAAGGAGUAUCUAUGUCAGAAGACAAGGUGGAGGCAGUUAAGGAAUGCCCGGUCCCUGAGAAUAUCAAGGCAGUACAGGCAUUCCUCGGAUUUGCAAACUUCUAUUGCCGCUUUAUUGAAGGCUUCAGUAAAGUUUGCAAACCAUUAACUGACCUCCUGCAAAAAGACAAGAAAUGGUAUUGGACGGCAGCACAUGAGCAGGCCUUUGAAGAACUCAAGAGGCUGUUCACAAGCGCUCCAAUCCUCCUUCAUUUUGACCCUAGUAGGAGAACGGUGGUCGAGACAGAUGCCAGUGAUUUUGCCAAGGGAGCGGUGCUCUCUCAGUAUGGGGACGAUGGAAAGCUACAUCCGGUGGCAUUCUAUUCUAAGAAGUUCUCCCCUGCCAAGAUCAACUAUGACAUUGAUGAUAAAGAAAUGGGAGCUAUUGUAGGCUCUUUCCGGGAAUGGGAACACAUGCUCAAAUCUUGUGAGCAAGAAAUCACGGUUUUUACAGACCACAAGAACUUGGAGUACUUUAAUUCUACCAAGGUUCUCACUAGGCGGCAAGCUAGAUGGUCUGAAGACCUCGCAGGCUACAAUUUUAAAGUUGUCUACAGACCGGGAGAAAAGAAUGGCAAGACUGAUGUGCUAUCUAGGUGCUGGGAUCACCGCCUUGGAGAGGGAGGUGAAACUCUGCAGCCGGAGCCACAGAUCAUUUUUAGGCCAGGUCAAUUGGUUCUGGAUCCUGCAAAGCUAGCGGCCGUCAGGGUGAAUCAAUUGCAGAAUACAUUCUUAGAGCGCCUAUAUACGGCUGCUAAGGAGGAUAGUUUCUGGCAGGAAUUGUACCGCUCCCUGGUUGAAAGGAAACCAAAUUUGGACCAGAACUUAUCGGUCAAGAACGGUCUCAUCUUCUACAAGAAUGGAUGGUAUAUACCCAAAGACAAGAAGCUUCAGAUGGAAAUACUGUCCGAUACCCAUGACUCUAAGGUGGCUGGUCAUUUUGGCCAAUUUAAGACACUUGAGCGGGUGAAAAACAACUUUUUUUGGCCCAACAUGGAUAAGGAUGUUGAGGAAUAUGUCCGGAGCUGUGACAGCUGCCAGAGGAAUAAGACCUCAAGACAUAAGAAGUUUGGUAUGCUCGAACCGUUGGAGAUACCCUAUCGGCCAUGGACUUCCAUCUCUAUGGACUUCAUUGUGGGACUACCGGAAUCUAGUGGGUUUACAAAGAUCUGGGUAAUAGUGGACCGCUUUUCAAAAAUGGCACACUACAUCCCUCUUCCUACCCUCAAUAAAACGGGAGAUUUGGCUAAGCUGUUCUUGAAGGAAGUUUGGAGACUCCAUGGUUUGCCUGAUGACAUAGUCUCGGACAGAGAUAGCAGGUUCAUUUCUCACUUUUGGCAAUCUCUCAUGUGUAAAAAUAUGGCAUUGCGACAUCAGGUUAUGUAUGGUAAUUACUCAUGUAUAAGGGAUGACUCAUAG
Morchella sextelata is the source of this 1578-nucleotide messenger RNA. RefSeq lists its product as uncharacterized. The transcript has a single exon. Bases 1 to 1578 code for a protein of 525 amino acids. Gene Ontology annotation, biological process: DNA integration. Gene Ontology annotation, molecular function: nucleic acid binding. The record is from RefSeq and is a predicted model, not a curated record. Lineage: Eukaryota; Fungi; Ascomycota; Pezizomycetes; Pezizales; Morchellaceae.